GAACUCCCAGAGGGAGUGUGUGUGUUUCCUCCAGUUCUUUAUCAGAGCCCCUGAAAUAAGUAGGAAUGGGCAGUGGCUGUUUGCAGUCAGCACACCUUUUCCAUUUGCUAAUCAGGUCCUGCCAGGCUGGAAGGGAGUUGUCCCUGUCUGACACUGGAGCGAGGAGCCACUGCGACAGUCCACAGGCACCAUGAAACUGCUUCAAGUGGCCGUCCUUUGCUUUCUGACCAGCGUUGGCAGCAGUGAAGACAACCAAGUUGUUGGAACUUCAACCAGUCCUGUAUUAAAAUCAUCAACAAUUUCUGCAGCAAAAACAUCUGGACCAACACCAGUUAUAACGACAUCACUAAAUCUUGCUGUGCAAUCAACAGCUGGAACAUCUCCCAAAGGAACGACCAACAAGGAAUCCUUACAAACACCUCUGCCGCCAACACUUGCUUCAUUAACCACGACAGUUAAAGGUGAAGAAGCCACAACCAACAAUGUGACAAAGAAAGAGAAAGAGUUAACUACCAAAAGUGCAACAGUGACAGAUCUUCCACUUCCAAAAGAUGUUUCCACAUUACCAAGUUCCCAAAACAAGACUGAAAAUCAGAGUUUAGUCAAUACAACAGAAAGACCAGUUAGCACUUCACAACCAGAUGCCUCACCUUCUAAAACCAGUAUAUUGUUCUCAAUAUCAACAGCACCUGCAGAAAACAUCACACAAUCUCAAGGCACUGAGAGUGAAAAAAAUAAUGCAAGCCUCUCUUCAACCAACUCUUCUCAUUCCAGUAUUAUUCUGCCAGUGGUUAUUGCUCUAAUUGUAAUAACACUUUCAGUAUUUGCUCUGGUGGGUUUGUAUCGACUGUGCAGGAAGACAGACCCAGGCACAGCAGAAAAUGGGAAUGACCAACCUCAGUCCGAUAAAGAGAGUGUGAAGCUCCUCACUGUGAAGACAAUUUCUCAUGAGUCGGGUGAGCGCCCUGCACAAGGAAAAAACAAAAACUGACAGCUUGAUGAAUCCUGCCCACACCUGGGCAGUAAAUAUGCUUAAUCUUCAGCUUUUGUGCUCCAGGAGAAGAAAGAGAGAAAGACCUGUGGAAUUAAUCCUGACUUCCAAUCCUGCUUGCCAAUCUACAUCAGUCACCUGUCCC
This is a messenger RNA of Pipistrellus kuhlii (Kuhl's pipistrelle), 1136 nucleotides long. It is a transcript of the gene EMCN, whose product is annotated as endomucin. NCBI's taxonomy places the organism in Eukaryota, Metazoa, Chordata, Mammalia, Chiroptera, Vespertilionidae. The record is from RefSeq and is a predicted model, not a curated record. The coding region runs from base 191 to 991 and encodes 266 amino acids. The transcript is spliced from 12 exons.